Molecule: messenger RNA, 1026 nt
Organism: Fonsecaea erecta
Lineage: Eukaryota; Fungi; Ascomycota; Eurotiomycetes; Chaetothyriales; Herpotrichiellaceae
Exons: 1
Coding region: 1-1026 (341 amino acids)
Biological process (GO): L-homoserine metabolic process
Molecular function (GO): homoserine O-acetyltransferase activity
Source: RefSeq, a predicted model, not a curated record
AUGGCGAGCGCAGUUCCGUUCAGCUGGCCCACGCCGACAGAAGGCGAUUUCGUCAUAAAGGACUUCCAAUUCAAUUGUGGCUCGACUUUACACGAGCUGAGAUACCACUACAGAACCCUGGGGAAACUUCGUAAAGAUGCUAAGGGCCAUGCCGAAAACGCAGUCCUGAUCAUGCACGGCACAACGAGAUCUGGACAACAAUUUCUCACCGAUACCUUCGCAGGAGAGCUUUUCGGGCCAGGCCAGCUACUCGAUAUUGAAAAGUACUACAUCGUCUUACGUGAUGCUAUCGGCCAUGGUCAAUCGAGUAAGCCAUCAGACGGGCUUCACGCCAGGUUCCCAAAAUACGGCUACAAUGACGUUGUGCGAGCUGACCAUUUGCUCCUUACUGAGCAUCUCGGUGUCGACCACCUCCGUCUUGUCAUGGGCACAUCUAUGGGCGGUAUGCACACCUGGCUAUGGUCCGGGACCUUUCCUGACUUCAUGGACGCUUCCAUGGCCCUGGCAUGUCUGCCCCAUCAAAUAUCUGGCCGCAAUCGAGUACUCCGCAAGAUCCUAAUCGACUCGAUACGGACUGACCCGGAAUUCCAGAAUGGAGAUUAUACCAAACAGCCACAUGGCUUGAAAGCUGCAAUAGGUGUCUUUCUUCUCGGCGUUUCAGCACCACUAUAUUGGCAAAGUGAAGCACCGACUCUCCAAUCUGCUGAUGCUUACCUCGAAAUGCGACUGGCACGUGAACUUGAGAUAGCAGAUGCGAAUAACAUGGUUUUCGCGUUUGAAGCCUCAUGGGAUUAUGAUCCACGACCACUGUUGAAGAACAUCAAAGCACCAUUCAUGGCAUGGAAUACAGCAGACGACCAGCUUUGUCCUCCAGAGCUGCAGAUACUUGAGCGAGAAAUCCAGAAUGUCUCCCAAGGAAAAGCAGUUACUUUGCCUAUCACCGAAGCCACAAGGGGGCAUAGCUCCUACAACUUUGCAAGCUUGUUCAAGGACUAUCUCCAGGAAAUCUUACACACGAGUGCUUGA